Brassica napus (rape) is the source of this 1137-nucleotide messenger RNA. RefSeq names its product ethylene-responsive transcription factor 7. The record is from RefSeq and is a predicted model, not a curated record. The transcript has a single exon. Gene Ontology annotation, molecular function: DNA-binding transcription factor activity; DNA binding. Gene Ontology annotation, biological process: regulation of DNA-templated transcription. Bases 226 to 873 code for a protein of 215 amino acids. Lineage: Eukaryota; Viridiplantae; Streptophyta; Magnoliopsida; Brassicales; Brassicaceae.
GGAAAAUAGAAUCGGAGUUUGGAAAAUAAACGCCACAACAAAAAAAAACUAUUCCAAAAAUAAUUUAAAAAUAUAUAGUUGAAUAAAAUUUCAAAAGAAAGUUAUAUAAAUAAAAAAAUAAAAUAAAUGGCUUUAUGCUGAAGAGUUGCUUCAUCUUCCUCAUCAUUCCAUCAACUUCAGACACACAGAUCUCUUCUCAAUCACAUUACUUCUGGUUCUCCCACCAUGAGGAAAGGGAGAGGCUCUUCCGCCGUUCCACCCGCCCUUCCCGGAUCUGUGAAGGAGCCGAGGUACAGAGGCGUUAGGAAGAGACCUUGGGGCCGUUUCGCCGCCGAGAUCCGUGACCCCUUGAAAAAAUCCCGAGUCUGGCUCGGCACGUUCGACUCCGCGGAGGAAGCCGCACGCGCCUACGACGCAGCCGCUCGUAACCUCCGCGGUCCAAAGGCCAAGACCAACUUCCAAAUCGACUGUUCUCCUUCCUCUCCUCUCCAACCACUCCAUCAUCGGAACCAGAUCGAUCCCUUUAUGGACCACCGGUUAUACGGCGGAGAGCAGGAGGUUGUUAUCAUCAGCCGGCCGGCGAGUAGCAGCAUGAGCAGCACCGUUAAGUCGUGCAGCGGAGUGAGACCAGCGUCUUCUUCCGUGGCGAAGGCGGCGACGAAGAGAUAUCCACGGACUCCGCCGGUGGCGCCGGAGGAUUGCCGCAGCGACUGCGAUUCGUCGUCGUCGGUGGUUGAAGACGGAGACGACAUAGCUUCGUCGUCUUCGCGGCGGAAACCGCCGUUUGAGUUUGAUCUUAAUUUUCCGCCGUUGGAUGGCGUUGACUUAUUCGUAGGCGCGGACGAUCUCCACUGCACCGAUCUGCGUCUUUGAUCUUUGAGCACAAUGACAACAAAGAUGAUGAAGAAGUGAUAGGGAGAGAGAGUUUGUGUUAAGAUCUGUUGUUGUAAGAACCAGAUCUGUGUUUCAUUCACUUGUCUGUUUCUUAUAAAGAUCAAACCUUUGUUACAUGUAACACUUAUAUAGCUGCUGAUGAUUCUUAAUUAUUCAAAAUCCAAAGUCUGUAGAAUUUAUACAGUAUCUAUCACUGAUGUGCUUAUGGAUGGUUUGGAGUAUGAGGCUACAUUUUCAUAAAUA